AAGCUGGUAUCCAAUAGAAAACAGGAUUUUUAAGGUUGUGCAAAAUUUGAAGAAAUAUAACGUUGGCUUCUUUCCAUCGAAUGGGUUAAACUUCUAGUUCACAAUGUGGUUAUGUAAUGGAUCUUAUAUCCAAAGUCCAAAUAUUCGAAGUGAGAUACUGUUGUGAGCUAGAAGCGGUCUCGUAUUUCUACAUGUAGCAUGAAGUUCGCUUCAAUCUUUAUAGGCUAGCGAACAGUAUUUAUUUCCAGCAUGAUUCAGAAAAUUCAUAACUGGAGUGCCAGUGUUUAGCCCAUGUUUAUUUGAUUUAGGAAGUGUCUAGGAAAGGACAGGAGUUUGCACAGUGGCAUCGUGUGAUCGUGGAAAACGGCUAAUGUAAUCUUGCCAACAAAAUCAACUGGCGGGCAAAUUUCGAAUAAAAAUAGAAUGGUGACCUCGUCUUGAACGCAGUGACUUCCUAAGUCGAAUGUACAGGCACUUUCGCCCAUGCGCGCGCAUCUGCCACAGAGGGAGAGGGAGAGAGAGAGGGGAAAAACAAAAUGGCGACCUUUAGAGUAGCGGUUACUGUGGCUACCGUGCAACAAGGAGGAAGCUGUUCGCGACAGCGCAAGUUGGGUUGGGUUAGAAGCAUUCGUUGCGGUGGCCGACAACGAAGACUACAGUGGUCUUAUCAGGUGUCGUUCUACGCUCUGCGGAUAAAACGAUCGGCUGCAAAGAUAAUUUCGAUACCCGCAUAUUUGCUACAUUCAAAAAGCGGCAUUUGACUGUGUUUGUCUAAUUAGUUGAUGUGGGUGAGCAGAACAACUCAAAUAGAACUUGUGAAUUAGCGUGCCACACAGUUCAAAAUAUUCCGGUAGCUGCAGACGAAAAAAAUAAAUGGUGUCCAAGGCGCCGGUAAAUGCGAAAACAAGCUCUAAAUCAGAAAUUCAUCAAGACCCUUGACUGCGGCUCUAGAUAUAAAUUCUUAUCGAUUCAAGUAUUCUUUCAUACUGCAUGUAUUCUAUUGUUAACUACAUGAUAUAUCGAUCCUCAAAAAAUAUUUGUUCUUGGCAUAUGUGUAUAUAGGUGAGUUGAUUGCUCACUAAUUAUGCUGUCUGCAAAAUUAGUGUACCGACAAACUAUUCGCGUAGCUCUCAUCAUUAGUGGUCUAUGUAAGGUAAUCACAGUUCCCGUAAAUCUCUCAUCACAUUAAUCCUUCUUGAAUUUUACCUUCCAAAUAUAUAAAGCUUAGUUCGUAAAGUAUAUGAUUCUAUUCAAUAUAAUACCGUGCAAUCUUGCACUCAAGCCACUGCAUUUAAAUAAUUUUAAUCGGUUAUUAUGUGGGGCUCCAAUGUUACGGAAGUUAUGUCACUCGAAUAUCGAACGUUGGGCAGUAUCAGAAUGAUAAACAAGUGCAGUGUGUCACACGCGUGUGCGUUACAAAGUCACCUCACCUUAUUCUAUUUGUUUAUUCGGAAUUUUUCCUUAAAAACUAUUACAACAUCGUCUUGGGGUCUUAUUGACCCGCUUGAUCUUUCAGUUAAUUUUUGUUACUUUUUUUUACAGCUUUAACUACAGCUUUCUCGAUAUAAAUGUAGAAAUUCUCAAGUGCCCCUUGUUGGCAUGUCAUUGCCCUCGCACACGGUUCUGGACGGAUUGUAUGACAACAAUUCUGCUCUUAAAUAACGCAGUUGGGGGUCAUUUUGGUGGACGCCAAGGACUCGUGACAAUUUAUGAGGCCGUGUCGAAUAAACAAAGCAAUUAAACAGAAAUUAAAUGGAACUAUAAGUUAGGAAGCGUACUAAAUAGAAGCCGCAUCAUGUCUGAGGUAACUGAUACGAAGAAACCUACCGGGGGCCGUAGAGCAUCACCAGUAAAGGAGCUCUUUGCUGGAGGUUUUGGUGGUAUCUGCUUAGUAGCCUCCGGACACCCUCUAGACACGAUUAAGGUCCGUUUGCAGACGAUGCCCAAGCCGAUGGCCGGACAAGAACCCCUUUACAAAGGCACGUUUGAUUGUGCCAAGAAAACCAUUGCACGAGAAGGGGUUCGUGGUCUUUACAAAGGUAUGGCAGCCCCUAUCAUGGGCGUCACUCCAAUGUACGCCGUCUGCUUCUUUGGAUUUGGAAUCGGCAAGAAAUUGCAACAAAAGGACCCGAAUGAACAACUUCGGUACCACCAGCUAUUCAUGGCAGGAAUGCUAUCAGGCGUCUUCACAACAGCGAUAAUGGCUCCUGGGGAGCGCAUAAAAUGCCUUCUGCAGGUUCAGCAAAGCGGCACAAUUUAUAAGGGACCAUUGGAUUGUGUUAAACAAUUGUACCGAACAGGCGGGUUGCGGUCGAUUUAUAAAGGUACCUGUGCCACGCUUCUUCGUGAUCUGCCUGCCUCCGGUAUGUAUUUCAUGACCUAUGAAUGGCUCCAAACAGUACUAACGCCAGUGGGUGGUAGUCGAAGCGACCUUUCUAUCGGAAAGACACUGUUUGCCGGAGGUAUGGCCGGUAUCUUCAACUGGCUAGUAGCUAUUCCACCUGACGUGCUCAAAAGUCGUUUGCAAACAGCCCCUGAGGGUAAAUACAAUGGUGUCCGUGAUGUUUUAAAAGAAACGAUGCGCACUGAGGGUAUUCGAGCUUUCUACAAAGGUUGUACGCCAGUCAUGAUUCGCGCUUUUCCUGCCAACGCCGCGUGCUUUAUGGGAUUCGAGCUUGCACUCAAAGUGCUUAACAUAGUGUUCCCUGAAUAAGCAAGAUAACAAACCAAUCAACAUAAAUAAGAUACAUCUAGCAUUUUGACCACAGGGGUUUCAUAAUGCCAAAUUACUAAGGUUUCAUUUUGCAGUUAGUCGUCCAGUUUAACUGCUACACUUCAAGGAGACCAUGUUGUUGGCACGACUGAUAAAUACCUUUUCUACUUCGUAGCCUAGAAAACAUAUGUGGUGGCUUACACAAUAGACUUGUAGAGCUGAAAUUAAACGAUUCUUUCUACAAUCUAGUAGCUGUGCUCUUGACUGCGUAAGUUGAGCGGGAAAUUUGUUUAUGGGCCAAUCGGUCUCCUGAAAAAUAUACUGCCACGCAACUAAUAUCUAUGGGUAUUGUAUUUAAAGGUGGUCCUAAGCUGUGUUAAACGUAAAUGAGAUUAUUAUAGUAACUCUCGUACCUGCUGCAAAUUGUAGCUUUUUCGUAUCUUGUAUAAAAUAGGCAGUACUCCAAAAAAAAAACCGGUUCAACAUGUUCUUAUGAGUUUAUGUAUAAACAUAAUAAACUGAUAUUUCUGAUGUGCAUUGUUAUGUUUAUUAAAGUAAUUUUAGCGAAGAAAUGUUACGGAAGAUAAAGAUUAUAAGAUAAGCACAAGAAAUUCGCUCAGUACAAACAACGACAGUGUAGUGUUUUUACCACUUAUAAAUGAUUGAACAUACAUUUUUAUGAGAAAGUUUAUUAUCCCUGUAGCUGCCUGGAUAUCGAUGUAAGCAAUUUAGAUGUUUGAAUGGAACUUAUGUAAUUAAUACAAAGCAAUAUUUUGAUGAAAAUUUACUAUCUACUAUGGUUGUCUAACAGAAACAAACUAAUGUACUACUACAAUUGUUUAAUAUAUUAUAAUAAAUUAUAUACAUGUAAUUAAGGUUUGUUAUUUUAUUGUACAGAUCUAAUUGUAACUCAUCGCUACAGUAUACUACUAUAAAGAUAGGUGUUACUCCACUACGACACAUGUAUAGACUAAGCGAUACCAAGCGACAUAAAACUUUGUGAUUUUCUGGAGCAUAGCCGUAAACUAUGCCAGUUCCGCACAAUGUAUGAGAUUAUAAAUAAUUAGUUGUUAUUUAACUAAACAAGUUAACGAUGCCAACAGAGUCUCUACUAUACAUUUGUAUUACUAUAUAAAAGUACACUGACAUCACUUGGGUGUUGUCUACGUAGGUACUAUCAACUAUAAAGUGCAAACAUUUUUGCGUGACCUUAACCUUUAAUUCCUAUUCAAUAAAAGGUCGAGUUUACAUAUGCAUAUAGUGUUUGCUUUAUAAUGGCCGCCAUAGAGCGCCUGCAACAAUUAUUUUUGGAAGUUCUUGAGAAACUGCGGAGGGUUGGCGAUGUGUUGUCAGGGUACAAUGAUUAGCAGUGCGUUCUACUGAAAGAUGUUUGGCUGAAGUAAAUCUUAAUAAAUAGUGCUAGAUAUAAUUCCCGGAAUGUUGCAAUCUAGGCCACAUAGAGCAAUUUAAGGACUAUAAUAUUUUCGCUCUUUUUUUUGUGACUGAUCUGG
Messenger RNA from Varroa destructor (honeybee mite), 4224 nucleotides. RefSeq names its product carnitine/acylcarnitine carrier protein colt, mitochondrial (gene colt). The record is from RefSeq and is a predicted model, not a curated record. Gene Ontology annotation, biological process: mitochondrial transport; carnitine transmembrane transport. NCBI's taxonomy places the organism in Eukaryota, Metazoa, Arthropoda, Arachnida, Mesostigmata, Varroidae. Gene Ontology annotation, molecular function: O-acyl-L-carnitine transmembrane transporter activity. Gene Ontology annotation, cellular component: mitochondrial envelope.